Messenger RNA from Lagenorhynchus albirostris (white-beaked dolphin), 1738 nucleotides. RefSeq names its product ephrin A1 (gene EFNA1). Gene Ontology annotation, biological process: axon guidance; ephrin receptor signaling pathway. Bases 159 to 857 code for a protein of 232 amino acids. The record is from RefSeq and is a predicted model, not a curated record. NCBI's taxonomy places the organism in Eukaryota, Metazoa, Chordata, Mammalia, Artiodactyla, Delphinidae. Gene Ontology annotation, molecular function: ephrin receptor binding. Gene Ontology annotation, cellular component: plasma membrane. The transcript is spliced from 4 exons.
GGGCGGGGUGUCGGGAGGCGCCGGCCCAAAAGGCGGAGUCGCGGCGCGGAGGGCCCAGAGCUGUGAGCACUGUGCUGAGCGCGCCGCGGAGAAAGCCUGCGGGAACCCAGACCCGGAGGAGACCCUCGUCCCCGCCCGGCCUGGCCCGGCCCCGCGCUAUGGAGUUCCUCUGGGCCCCUCUCUUGGGUCUGUGCUGCAGUCUGGCCGCUGCUGACCGCCACACCGUCUUCUGGAACAGUUCAAACCCCAAGUUUCGGAAUGAGGACUACACAGUACACGUGCAGUUAAAUGACUACCUGGACAUCAUCUGUCCUCAUUAUGAGGAUGAGUCUGUGGCAGACGCUGCCAUGGAGCGGUACACACUGUACCUGGUGGAGCGCGAGCAGUACCAACUGUGCCAACCCCAAUCCAAGGACCAGGUCCGCUGGCAGUGCAACCAGCCCAGUGCCAGGCAUGGCCCAGAGAAGCUGUCUGAGAAGUUCCAGCGCUUCACACCCUUUACCCUGGGCAAGGAGUUCAAAGAGGGACACAGCUACUACUACAUCUCCAAACCCAUCCACUACCAGGAAGACCAGUGCUUGAGGUUGAAGGUGAACGUCAAUGGCAAAAUCAGUGAGUGUCACAGCCUUGUGGGCCUCCUUGCUCCAUCCCUAUUCUGGGCCUGGUCUAGUGAUCUGGGAUGGUUGGGAAGUCCCACUGCCCAGCCCACCCAGCAUUCCCACCCCUCUGCCUCCUUGGUGUACCAAGUACCUGACCUAAGACCAUCCUUAUCCUUCAGCUCACAGUCCUCAGGCCCAUGCCAAUGCACAGGAGAAGAGGCUUCCAGCAGACGACCCAGAGGUGCAGGUUCUACAUAGCAUUGGUCACAGUGCCGCCCCCCGCCUCUUCCCACUCGCCUGGGCUGUGCUGCUCCUGCCAUUCCUGCUGCUGCAAACCCUAUGAAGGUGUAUGCUGCAUGCACUGUAAGAACUGGAACUGGGCUGAGGGGGCAGGGCGGGCCUCCCUCACCUGCCUGGGGCCCCUCCCAAAGCCCUAGUCCUGGGAACCACUCCUACCACGUGCACAAGCUGCCACCCAGCAGCGUCAAAACGGGUCAGUAUUAAAGCUUUCAACCCAAAGGAGGUCAGCAAGCCUGACGGUGCCAUCCUCGCCUCCACCUCAGAGGGAUGGACAAAGAAGUGGACAGUCCUUUCCCCUUCAUUCCUGCCCUUAAGCCAAAGAAACGGGCUGUGCGGACAUGGCCUCUUAAGAAGGGCACUGUGGGAGCCGAGCUGAAGGGGGCUUGGGCUUACAUGGAUGGACACUGAGCUUGGCAAAGAUGUCCCUCCCAGAGAGAGCCAGGAUGGCUCUGAAGGAAAAGCAAGUUUCCUGCUUGGGAGCCAGGGACAGGAGAGGCAACAUGCUUGGGCUGACCCAGCAUCUCCCCCAAGACUGUUCUCUGUGGAGGUGCCACGGAGAGGACUGUAGCCAGGCACUACAUCCUCUCCCACCCUGGGGCAUCACUCCACAGAGCUGUGCCAGCAGGGGGGCUGUGCCAACCUGUUCUUAGAGUGUAGCUGUAAGGGCAGUGCCCAUGUGCACAGAGUCUGUGCCUAGACUGACUGUAGCCUGAAGGGCAGGGCCCACGAGUACAGAAUCUGUAUAUGAACUAGAUGUGUGUCUGCUGAUUUCUACAACUGGAGUUUUUUUAUACAAUGUUCUUUGUCUCAGAAUAAAGCAAUGUGUUUGUUUUUUUGGA